This is a messenger RNA of Orcinus orca (killer whale), 2586 nucleotides long. RefSeq names its product SHQ1, H/ACA ribonucleoprotein assembly factor (gene SHQ1). NCBI's taxonomy places the organism in Eukaryota, Metazoa, Chordata, Mammalia, Artiodactyla, Delphinidae. Bases 133 to 1890 code for a protein of 585 amino acids. Gene Ontology annotation, biological process: box H/ACA snoRNP assembly. Gene Ontology annotation, cellular component: nucleoplasm; cytoplasm. The record is from RefSeq and is a predicted model, not a curated record. The transcript has 11 exons.
UCCGCCUCGAGCCGGAAGCGCCGUGUCUAUCAGAGGGGGCACCGGAGCGUGGGGACUUCUUGGAGAGUUUGAGCGGCAGCACUGCGACUGCUGCGAGAGUGACCGACUUGGGCACCAGAGUCCGGCGUGGUGAUGCUGACCCCGGCGUUCGACCUUAGCCAGGACCCCGACUUCCUGACUGUCGCUAUCCGCGUGCCCUACGCCCGGGUCUCCGAGUUCGACGUCUACUUCGAGGGGGUCGACUUCAGGUUCUACGCCAAGCCGUACUUUCUCAGAUUAACCCUUCCUGGAAGAAUUGUAGAAAAUGGAAGCGAGCAGGGAUCCUAUGCUGCAGAUAAAGGAAUUUUUACCAUUCGAUUGCCCAAAGAAACUCCUGGCCAGCAUUUUGAAGGGCUGAACAUGUUAACUGCUCUACUGGCACCAAGAAAAUCCAGGACUGCAAAACCACUUGUGGAAGAAAUAGGUGCUUCUGAGGUUUCUGAGGAAGGAGUAGAAGAUGACGAUGAAGAGUUUGAUUGGGAAAUUGAACAGUCUCCCUAUGAAGAGGUACCGGAAAGUACUUUGAAUCCGGAGUGCCGCUAUGGGUUUGGAAACUUACGCUCAGGGGUGUUUCAGCGGUUACAGGAUGAAUUGAGUGAUGUUAUCGAUCUUAAGGAUCCAGAUUCCACCCCUGCAGCUGAACGAAGGCAGAAACGCCUGGCUGCUGAGCUGGCGAAGUUUGAUCCUGAUCAUUACCUAGCUGACUUUUUUGAAGAUGAGGCAGUUAAACAGGUUUUGGAAUAUAAUCCAUGGUGGAUUGAUCUGUAUUCAAAAAUGAUGGCUUCUUUGGGAAAGAGUCAGGAACAAGAAGAUCUUGAUGCGUUAGUGUGUUUUUCUGAAGAAGAGAAAUAUCAGCUGCGGAAAUUUGUCAAUAAAUCUUACCUGCUGGACAAGAGAGCCUGUCGUCAAGUGUACUACAGUUUGAUUGAUAUCCUUCUGGCAUAUUGCUAUGAAACUCGUGUCACCGAAGGAGAGAAGAAUGUUGAAUCCGCGUGGAAUAUCAGAAAACUGAGUCCAACACUCUGCUGGUUUGAGACUUGGACUAAUGUUCAUGAAAUCCUGGUGUCUUUUGGAAGAAGAGUUUUGUGCUAUCCACUUUACCGCCAUUUCAAGCUGGUGAUGCAAGCCUACAGAGACACUAUAAAGAUGUUGCAACUAGGUAAAAGUGCAGUUUUAAAGUGUCUACUGGACAUUCACAAAAUUUUCCAGGAAAAUGACCCAGCUUACAUUCUAAACGAUCUCUACAUCUCAGACUACUGUGUGUGGAUUCAGAAAGCCACGUCCAGAAAGUUGGCAGCUCUUGCGGAAGCCUUAAAGAAAGCAUCCCUGACCAAGGCCCAGCUGGGGUUGGAACUGCAGGAACUGGAAGCAGCGGCACUCUUGGUCCAGGAGGAAGAAGCUGCAUCGAAAGCAGGAGCCCGAUGCAUUUCCGGGCAGCAGACGCCUUCCUCCAGCUCUGAGACAAGCGAUUCGGAGGAGUCAGAGAGCAGCACAUCGUCUGAGACCGAGGACUCAGGCUCGGAACACGAGGAGCCCAGAGGCGGUGAACGUGAGGCAGGGCCUUCCUUGCUCGGUCCCUUUGUUGAGGAAAGCAGCACGGCCCUGCUUCCUGACCAUGGUGGGAUGUGCAGAAGCGUGGUCCUCCCAGGGUCUGAUGAUGGUCAGGGACAGCCGCUCACCCCUCCCCGGGCUCCUGGGGCAUCUGAGCCUCUAAUCCAGGAGCUUGGAGAACAACUGGAGACUUCGGUUCAGAUUUCUGAGCCCAAGGGCUCUGCUGCUGGACAGCGUGCUGAAGAGAGACAGCCGGCAGACGCCCAAGAAUUGACUCCGAGUGGUCUCAUUCGUUAUUGAGAAUUACGUCAGAUUUGGUUUUGUUGACCGAAUGAGAAUUCUUCAUUUUCACUUUGUACUUUUCCUUAGUGUAUACGACAUUGUUUGUCAGUGAGCUAAUGUUGACACCAGUCGGUUUUCUUGUUGCAUCUUUAAAAAUAAAGUUCUAAAGUUUUUCUUAAAGUGUAAUUAAUAUUUGGAGAUAAGAAUAAUAGUUCUGCCAGAAUCUCUAGAAGGUAGAGCCCUAAAAUACUUUGAGUAGCUUUACAGAGAUACGCAGGACAUACAGUAAGCCACAAACAUCUUAAGCAGAUAGUGUGAUAAGUGGUGACAGAUACAUACACCGAAUAAAACCAGUACUGCAGUUGAGAUGCUGUACUUACCCACCAUCUGCAAGUGUCCUCCUACCCCUUCGUCACCCCUCUCCCACCCGCGCCUCUGCAUGCCACCCACCCCCAUUCCCCAGGCAAGCUUCCGUCUGCUCCGUCGCUGUACGUUAGGUUGCAUUUCCUAGAAUUUAAUAUAAAUUGAAUCGUAUAACACGUACUCUUCUUUGUCAGGCUUAUUUCAUUCAGUAUAAUUAUUUUGAGAUACAUUGAUGUAGCGUGUAUCGAGGUUUGGCGGUGUUUUCUUUUCCAUAUCUGAGUAGUAGUUCAUUAAAUGGACAUUUGGGUUGUUUCCAGCUUUCAGCUGUUCCAAAUAAAGCUGUUAUGAACA